AUGACUAACAUGACUUUUACCAAGGGAAUUGGCACACCCGUGUAUAUGGCGCCUGAAGUCUUAAAUCAGGAAUACUACAAAAAACCAGCUGAUAUUUAUUCAUUUGCUAUUACUAUGUAUGAAACGUUUGGGUGGUGUGAGGCAUAUCCCGACGAUGAUUUUAACAAGAAGAAGGAAAA
This is a messenger RNA of Entamoeba invadens IP1, 179 nucleotides long. Its product is annotated as protein serine/threonine kinase, putative. The record is from RefSeq and is a predicted model, not a curated record. The transcript is spliced from 2 exons. Gene Ontology annotation, molecular function: protein kinase activity; ATP binding. The annotation marks the transcript as partial. NCBI's taxonomy places the organism in Eukaryota, Evosea, Mastigamoebida, Endamoebidae. Gene Ontology annotation, biological process: protein phosphorylation.